AUGGCUUCCACGGAGCCUGUGAAGCAAAUGAGUAAGCGGGCUGGCCAGUUCCUCUUUUGCGUGCGAGCUCUGAUUUACCUCGAAGCAACUGAGGAGUUGAUCCUGAGCUGGUUUCCCAAGGGCCACGCCUUUGCAAAGGGGCAGUUUAAUUUUGUAAUUUGCUUGGACCGCGUGAAUAUCGUGCAGGCAAAGGAUCCGGGAACCACCGGCAACUUCGAGAUCACAGUCAACGGGAAGUUGGUCCAUUCCAAGAAGACACAGCAGCAGGGCUUCUUCGAGUCGGCUCCUAAGGUGCGGCAGUGGGACAUGGGCACUGAAGAAUGA
Symbiodinium natans is the source of this 324-nucleotide messenger RNA. The record is from the annotation of a GenBank genome assembly. NCBI's taxonomy places the organism in Eukaryota, Dinophyceae, Suessiales, Symbiodiniaceae.